Oldenlandia corymbosa var. corymbosa is the source of this 783-nucleotide messenger RNA. The record is from the annotation of a GenBank genome assembly. NCBI's taxonomy places the organism in Eukaryota, Viridiplantae, Streptophyta, Magnoliopsida, Gentianales, Rubiaceae.
AAGAAGCUAAGGGAGGAAAUCUCCAAUUUGGAGCUCGAGAAGGGGUUUCUUGAACAUGAGAGGGCAAUCCACGAGGAGGCAAAAAAGAAUGAGCAGUUAAUGCAAGCUGCCAAGGAGGGAGAGCUGGCCAAUGCCCAGGCCAUGUAUAAGGAACUCGAAGCCAAACUGAAGGACUAUGGGGAAACCCAUAUACCAAAAACAGAGUUGCAGAAAUGGAUGACUGCAUUUUGGGCCAGAAUGAUGCCCACUGGAGGGAUGGUCAAUAUCAUGGUGGGCAUCAGUGAAGUAGCUAUUGCACUAAGCGCCCAUGGUGUGGCUGUUGCCGCUAUCGAAAGGAUGGAAUCUGGAAAGCCUGUCAAUGCCAGCUGGCUACAACAAUUCGUGAAACCGCAUCCUUCCAAAACCCUGCAUGAAGCAAUGAAGAAUGCGUUGAUGCAUCUUGGCACUGAACAACUCCCUUUGUUCGGGCCCUUGUGUAGCGCUAUCCCCCAAAUGGGUUCACCCUCAGAAAUCAUUUCCUUUGAAGGAGAUGCCCCAACAGUGUUACCUGCUGAGCCUGGGAAAGAGAUACGGGUACCCGAGCUUGACCAGGAUUUCAUUGGUGUCAAGUUAGUUUCUGAUGAAAAUUCCUCUGAGAACAUCGAGGAGGAUAAGGAAGAGGAGCGGGGGCCUGAAGUUGAGAAGGAACAGGCAGGCGAGAAAGAGAUUUCCUCGACUCAGACUCUUGUCGAGGGAACUAGUGAGAGCCAACCGAAUAUCCCGCCCAACCCAAAUGCCGUAUGA